This is a messenger RNA of Chondrus crispus (carragheen), 1065 nucleotides long. RefSeq lists its product as hypothetical. Lineage: Eukaryota; Rhodophyta; Florideophyceae; Gigartinales; Gigartinaceae. The transcript is spliced from 2 exons. The record is from RefSeq and is a predicted model, not a curated record. Bases 1 to 774 code for a protein of 257 amino acids.
AUGGUAUCGAUUGUCAAUGUAAUCGCUCUGGUUGCCCUCCUGGCCCUUGCCAAGGCCUCCAUCGUGUCCCCUCUCCACAAGACUGAUGGUAUCCGCGCUUCCAACCAACUCCCUCUGUUGAAUCUUUCCGCGAAGAUGGAGAUGGACGGGGAGAUCCUGGCUGAUUUGAUACCCACAUCACCAGAAUCGGAGCCUCCCAUGGAGAAGCAGCCGCUCUUCGUUUUCAGGAACAGCACCGUUGGGUUCACUCGCAUUUCUGGUGCUGGCGUGUCCGUCACCAGCGGCGCAGGAGCAUCACUCGGCUUCUCCUUUUCAAUAGAGGCUUUAAACGCAACUCUUCUUCAGGAGAAUUCUGUGGUGUUCAGGAGACGACUCACAAUGGAGGAGAAUGUAUCUUACACAGAGCUUGUUAGAAACUACUCAGGUGGUUUGAACAUGCCGUUUAUGGAGACUAUUGGCGCUAACCUCGACAUGAACGUUACUCGCGAUGACCUUACCGAGUCGUUCAAUUCUCAAAGCAAUUACAAUAGCAAGGCCAGGGCCGCCAGGAACGUCUUGACAGCUGACCCUCCGACGAUGCUGACUCUCUCUGGUUCUAUCAUGGUCUCAGGGAACAGUAUCAUUCCGAAGACGUUCUUUCCCUUCGCGAAGGUUGCCCAAGUGCAGCUCAAUAACGGGACCUCUGUUGUUGUGGUGUCGACCGAUCCUAAGGACAUCGUCGCAGCAACUGCCGAGGGCUUCACCACCGAAAGCGCCCCUGUGCCUGAGGAGUAAUUCCCCGACAUGUGCCCCUGAAUGGCUUGGACAGGGAUAUAUUUACUCUUUGACUCCCAGCUCCCUACACAAAGUCCAGCCUUUAGAUUGCACAACGUCACUAACAUCUGGGGAGUAGAUUUACACCAAAUUAGCGUAGUAAAGUAAAAGCGCAGACACAUUUCUGCGCAAGACCGGCGCAAUACAUGAUGUACAUCUACUUCAUUCGGUCCGCAUGAAUCUUGAUUCUUUCUGUUCGUCGCAAUUGAGCCACAUCGAGGUGAGAUCUUGGUAAAUCUGUCAACGUGUUUA